UUCCUGAUUGCACAUCCACCCGCCCCCGCGAGCCACGAGCACUUCCGUCCAAUCCCGCGCGAGAGCGGGCGGAGGCGCCACACGAUGCCUGAGAAGCCGCUGACCAUUGCGACCUACGCCGCCGGGGCCUCGCUCGCCGCCAUCACCCUCGUCUACGUCUUUGGGCCCACGUACUUUCUCGACGACGACGCCACCACCAAGAAGAAGGGCGUCGUGGGGCUGACCAAUGCUGCCAACGACUGCUUCAUCAACUCGGUGCUGCAGGCCCUCGCCGGCCUGCCCGACCUGCGCAUAUACCUCAUACGCGAAACCCACCGCCGCCUGCUCGACGGCCCAGACGUCUACCACGUCGACCCGGAGCGACAGAACACGGCCAACGGGCCCGCCCGACCCGCCAAGCUCGAGGGCCUGCAGCGCGGCGUCCUCACGCAUGGCCUCAAGGACAUCCUCGACGCCCUCAACGAGCGGCCCAUUUACAAGAAGACAAUCUCCCCCCAGCCCUUUAUCCGCACCCUCGAGCGCGCAUUCGGCACGCGCAUCAGCCGGCAGCAGCAAGACGCCCAGGAGUUCCUCCAGAUCGUGACGGAGCGCCUGUGCGACGAAUACCAUGCGGGCGGAAAGGCUCGGCGGCGCGCAACGCUGGAUGCUAUCCCGGUGAACAACGCGGACGGCGCUUCUGGAGCGGACAAUGCCGACGUCCAGUCGCCUGUCGCGCUCCCCGAACCAUCCGCUGGUGGCCAAGGCGAAGACCCGGCUGAAGAGGACGUCUCCGAAGAGGAAGAAGGGUUUCCCUUUGAGGGCAAGAUUGAGUCGCAAAUCGAGUGCCAGUCGUGCCACUUCAAGCCGAAGCCGACCGUGUCGACAUUUGUCACGCUGACGCUGAAUGUGCCGCAAGCCUCGUCCACGUCGCUCAAUGCGUGCCUCGACGGCAUGCUCAAGGUCGAGUACAUUGACGACUUUAGGUGCGAGCGCUGCCGACUAGAGCAUGCGCUCCAGAGCAAGAAUCGCCAGCUUCUGGCCGCCACGGACCCGAGUGUUCGAGAACGCUUACAGUCGGACAUUGCCAAAAUCCAGCUAUCCAUAGACCACGACCCCGAGCAGACGCCCGACGAUGUUGAGCUUCCCCCGUCGAGCCAAGCACCCAAGAGCCGCAUCGCCCGCCACAUGUACAUUUCACAGUUUCCCAAGGUGCUUGCGAUACACCUGUCGCGCUCUACCUUUGCCUUUGGUGCCACGUCGAUGAAGAACAUGGCAAAGGUCGCCUUUCCGGAAGCUCUUCCGCUGGGGGAACUGCUUAACCGCAAAAACUACCGCCUUCUCGCAAUGGUCACGCACAAGGGGAGCCACAACAGCGGCCACUAUGAAUCGUUCCGCCGCCAAGUGCAACGACAACCCUUUUCUACGCCCGUCUCGUUUGGCACAGAAGGUGCAUUCAGCCGUCAAGCCAGUCCAUUCCCGUCAGCAGCGCCGUCCGUAGCGCCGUCUGCCAUGCAAAGCCCACACAUCUCGGCUCUCAACCUGCCCAACCACAUCGACCGCAGGUCACCGCUCCCCGACUCGCCCAUGUCGCAAUCACUAUCUUCGCAAGAAACCAUACCGCUGCCGCGGGGGCCACCCCCGACAUCAGCUCCUCGAGUGGCAGACUCGGAGCCAUCACAAUCAGGGUCCUCAUCCACUGGCGUUGCUAACGGGGGCGCAAGUGGAGAGGAGACAUUAUCACGGUCAAGAAGCAUACGCUCGCUCAAGGAACGGACAUCAGAAAAGGCAUCUUCCAUUGCCGAUGUGAAUCCCAUGCGGCGCAAAUCCAAAAAGGCAAACCACCGGUGGUGGCGCAUCAGCGACGACAAGGUCAAGGAAAGCAAGACGUCGGAAGUGCUCAACAUGCAAAAGGAUGUUUAUCUGUUGUUUUACGAAUUGAACACGCCCAAGCCAUGAAGCGCUGCUUGAAGCAGGCAUUACGAAUCCUCUUCCAUGCAUGCAUGCAUCCAUACAUAUAUAUAUACCUCCCAUAAAAAAAAGUAGGAAAAAAAUCCCGCUUUGAAUGAUGCAAGCUCAUUUCCCCCCCCCC
Exserohilum turcica Et28A is the source of this 2068-nucleotide messenger RNA. RefSeq lists its product as uncharacterized. Gene Ontology annotation, biological process: protein deubiquitination. The transcript has a single exon. Lineage: Eukaryota; Fungi; Ascomycota; Dothideomycetes; Pleosporales; Pleosporaceae. The record is from RefSeq and is a predicted model, not a curated record. Gene Ontology annotation, cellular component: nucleus; cytosol. Bases 85 to 1935 code for a protein of 616 amino acids. Gene Ontology annotation, molecular function: cysteine-type deubiquitinase activity; cysteine-type endopeptidase activity.